Darwinula stevensoni is the source of this 837-nucleotide messenger RNA. NCBI's taxonomy places the organism in Eukaryota, Metazoa, Arthropoda, Ostracoda, Podocopida, Darwinulidae. The record is from the annotation of a GenBank genome assembly.
UCUGAUAGUCAAUGACAUCGUUUUUUUUAAAUGUCCCUAGAGAGCGAGAGAGAUAGCACGGACCCGUGUUUCCCGAAUCCUUGUGGGGCGCACGCGAAGUGUCGGGCCAGCGGUGGCUAUCCAGUGUGCUGGUGCAUCUACUACGGGAACCCCCAGACGGGCUGCAUGGAGGGUGAAUGCGUCGAGACUCACGACUGCAGCGACGAUCGAGUGUGCAAGGAUUUCCACUGCACGGAUCCGUGUCCAGGGACGUGCGGGACGGGUGCACAAUGCAUCGUUCGGAGACACGUCCCCGCCUGCACCUGCCCCGCCGGUCACACCGGCGAUCCAUUCGAACGGUGUCGACGACUCGGCCCCGAGGAGCUGUGCGAUCCGUCGCCGUGCGGGAGAAACUCCAAGUGCGAGGUUGCAUUCCAUCUGGCCAUCUGCUCCUGCCUUCCCCAUUUCUUCGGCAACCCCGUCCAAGGGUGCAGAGCGGAGUGCGAGUCGGAUUCCGCCUGCGCACUAACCCGAGAGUGUCGACAGUACAAGUGCGUGGACCCUUGCACGGAUGCGUGCGGGGAGAACGCAGAAUGCCGUGUGGAGAACCACAAGCCCAUCUGUUCCUGCCCAAAAGGUUUCACGGGUCAUCCCUUCGAUCACUGCAGGCCCUUAAAUCCAGGUCUCUUCCUCUCUUUUUUCUUCUUCCCUCGCCUACCGUGGAGGGCGAUCGUCCUCGAGUGUGGUAAGGCAUUUCUGCGGUUUUCGCCUCGAGACCGUCACGGGGCAUCCGGGACGGGGAAAAUCUGUUCCGAGCCGUGCUGCGAUGGACACGGGCCAGAUCGAAUCGAACACCUC